ACCAACCUUUUUAUCUGUUAAGAUAUAGGCUUAUGGUCUUGCAAUUUGUUAAAAACAAACAAAUUGAAUAACUUGGGAAUUGAGGCUAAGAAGCUGUUCCGAUGGAUUUCCCCAGAUCUAACCACGCCGCUCUUCCCUCCUCUUCCUGAUUCUGCUCUGUUCCUUUCCAUGGCCAUGAUGGUGACUACUCCUCUGUGGUGUCUCCGGCCCCCUCCAGAUCCACCGCCGUUGUCGUUCCUUGGCUUGAUGCAGCACUGCUCCUCCUCCUUGAAGAUAAUGGUGACAGCUCUUCCUCCUCCGUCACAGCCCAGGUCUCCUCUAGAUCCGCCGCCGAACAAGCACUUUCCAGCUGAAACUCUUUCUCCCGUCAAGCCAGCAGAACCUCGAGACCCACCAGACGCCUCCGUCAGCCUCGUUCCUCUUCGAAUCUUCGUUACUGUUCACCUUAGUUCCUUACUCUCUGGUUAUCCCUAUUCUUUUGAAUGGGAUGCAAUGCUAGAUGUGUGGGUGAUUCGAGCUUUAGUUGGUAUUGUACUGAUAGACUCUGUGUCCUUUGGCUACAUCCUUAUGUCUCUUGGCUGUUUCUACUCUGCUAUAGAGUGUUCGCUGCCUAUUGCUUCUUGGUUUCAGAUCUGUCUAACUUCUUCCAGAGUGGAAUACUUAAUGUUAGUUUGCAGAUUUUCAGCUAGGUGGUGGUUUCAGAUCUUGAUUAUCACCACUCUGUUGAAACCAACUUCAACUUUCCUAUUACCAUUGGUUUUGUAUUGUUGCUGCUCAUGUGUGGUACUGUCAGCCUCUAGACUGGAAGAUUACUCAACAGAUGAUUCACUCUCUGUACUGUUCAAAGGCUCAACAUCUUGGUGUCACAUCUCUGCUAUUCCUAGUGUUGUCGAGAUACGAGGACGUCUCUGCAAUGUGGAUGCAGCUUGGGAUGCCAAGGCUAGGAACUGCGACAUUGGAGUCAUCUUCUCGGGUGAGAGUACCAUCACCCUACCAAACCUAUGCGAGUCUCGCAAUCAUGUAUCAUCAGCACUCAUGGCUGAAGCCAUUGCUGUUCGUCUUGCGGUAGCUACUGUCGUCUACUCAAACGUCCGAUCCCUUGCAGUUCUCUCUGAUUCUCUAUCACUCAUCAAGCUAUUGAAGAAUGGUGGAUCUCAGCCGGAACUUUUCGGUAUCAUGUUUGAUAUCUAUCACUACUUGUCUUACUUUGAUGUUAUAUCUUGCACUUUCAUUUCUCAAAACUUUAAUGGAAAGGCUGAUCCAGUGGCAAAAUCAGCUUUCUCUUUGGUUGUAACCAUACCCUAGUUGGGGUGUAAACUCUUCUAAAGUAAUG
Molecule: messenger RNA, 1333 nt
Organism: Brassica oleracea var. oleracea
Lineage: Eukaryota; Viridiplantae; Streptophyta; Magnoliopsida; Brassicales; Brassicaceae
Molecular function (GO): RNA-DNA hybrid ribonuclease activity; nucleic acid binding
Source: RefSeq, a predicted model, not a curated record